GCAUUCCAUCUAAUCCAUAUUUCCUGUGAGUAAAGUCCCAAGUAUAAUUGAAGCACAAGGCUUACAACUCGUCUCUGCCCCCCUUCCCCCAUCAGGCUUGAACGCAAGGCUGGAACUGAAGCGGCCAUCUCCGAUUUGCGAGGCAAGCUCUAUUCGUUACUAGGUAGAUGUUUCUUUCUCUACAAAUAAUUGUGUCAAUGUAAAAUAUUGAUCUUUGAAUUGUUGUUGCUUCAUUCUUCAAGACCUCCCGACGCAUUUGCUUGAUUUUAAGAUCCCUCACACUUAAUAGAGAUUCGUCUCACCCUCCAUCGACCGCUCUCACUCAUUCACACCAUUCACAGUCGAUGCCCCGCAACCCCACCUCUGAACAUUCCCACGAACGUCUACAAGCUGUAUCCUCACAGAUUACCCCUCAAUCAACAUCUCCUUUGCACAUAACCAAGAUGGCAGAGAGGGAUCCAAUUACAUGUCACGCUCUCGACACUACUACUGGUCGACCAGCUUCGGGAAUCAACGUCUCAUUAAUCUGCCUUUCCGAAGAGUCCACCAUCUUUCGUGCCAUAACAAAUGCCGACGGUCGGAUUGCUAAUUGGCGUAAUGAACAAGACAACGUCGCAUCCAAGAAGGUUGGCGAAUUGAUCGUUGAAGGGGGAAAAAUAAAGAACCAAAAUCUGCCAAUGGGUUCUACUAUGUGGAAACUUCGAUUUGAGACCGGCGCAUAUUAUGGCUACGAAAACACUUUCUUCCCUUGCGUUGAACUCAACUUCGUAGUUAAGGAAGGAGAACAUUUCCACGUUCCGCUACUUUUGGGGCCAUACAGUUAUACAACUUAUCGGGGAAGCUAGUUUGGGGUGUUAUGCUGUUUAUUUGCAUGAAUGAAGUUACUUCAUGUUUCUGCUGAGGGAAAGAAAUAAUUACAAAGGGAUACCAAUAUCA
Botrytis cinerea B05.10 is the source of this 936-nucleotide messenger RNA. RefSeq lists its product as hypothetical. Gene Ontology annotation, biological process: purine nucleobase metabolic process. NCBI's taxonomy places the organism in Eukaryota, Fungi, Ascomycota, Leotiomycetes, Helotiales, Sclerotiniaceae. Gene Ontology annotation, molecular function: hydroxyisourate hydrolase activity. The record is from RefSeq and is a predicted model, not a curated record. The transcript has a single exon. Bases 345 to 845 code for a protein of 166 amino acids.